Planococcus citri (citrus mealybug) is the source of this 1209-nucleotide messenger RNA. RefSeq lists its product as uncharacterized. NCBI's taxonomy places the organism in Eukaryota, Metazoa, Arthropoda, Insecta, Hemiptera, Pseudococcidae. The record is from RefSeq and is a predicted model, not a curated record. Bases 1 to 1209 code for a protein of 402 amino acids. The transcript has a single exon.
AUGAAACCAACAGCUGAAGAAAAGAAGGAAUACGUUUUGAGGUUAAAGAAGUCUUUAUAUGGCUUGAAACAGAGCCCUCGGUGUUGGAAUAAAAAGUUCGCAGAAGAAUUGAAAAAGCUUGGCUUUGAAGCUGAUGUGAACGACCCUUGCCUGUUUUGGAUUCGUAAUGGAAAGUUCCAAGGUUUCCUGAUUAUUUACGUCGAUGACAUGAUUUUUGCCGGAAAUGACCUGAAAAUACUGAACCGAUAUAUCAAGAAAUUGAAACGGAUUUUUAAGAUGAAAGAUAUGGGAGAACCGACUAAGUUCUUAGGCCUGAAUGUAAAGAGAGAUAGAAAGAACCGAAUUUUAACGCUUGAUCAAUCCGAUUAUUGUCAAGAAAUUUUGAAGCGUUUCAACAUGCAAGAUUGCAAUUCCACGCAAAUCCCGAUGUGCCCGAAAUCAAAGAAACCCGAAAAAGUACCUGAGAAAAAGAAGAGAAAGAAGUACAAUAAGAAAGAACGUAGACGAAUGAAUCGUCUAAAUCAAACAAAAUUUGAUGGAGCCCCGUUUCCGUACCGAGAAGCAAUUGGAAGCUUAUUAUACUUAGGAAAUGCCACCCGACCUGAUAUUAUGUUCGCGAUAAAUUGGUUAAGCCGAAAACAGUGUAACCCGACUCAAGCUGAUUGGCAAGCUGUAAAACAGAUUUUCCGAUACCUGAAAGGCACUACCCGACUUGGCCUGAAAUAUACUGGAACCCAGAAAGGAAUUGUUGGACACUCUGACGCCAGUUUUGGUGACUGUGACGACACGAAGAAGUCAACAGCCGGAGUUUUAGUACGUCUGAAUGGAGAUUUAGUGACUUGGUCCAGCAAGAGACAAGGUACUGUAGCGAAUUCGACAUGCGAAGCUGAGUACGUAGCUAUAAAUUCGUGUCUCCUCGAAAGCGUGGGAGUUAACGAAACCGUAAGAAGAGCUACUGGAAAACGUCUUGACCCGAUUUUAAUCUACGGAGACAAUACAGCAUCCCUGAAAUGUACCAACAAACCCGGAUCCCCGAAACUGAAACACCUGACUGAAAUUAAAGUUUACACAAUUCUCGAUUACGUGAUUAAGAAUAAAGUGAAACUUGAAUGGGUAGAAUCUGCCGAACAAGACGCCGAUAUCCUGACUAAAGCGUUACCGAGAGAAGCGUUUCAGAAGCUGAGAGACAGAUUGUUGAGUGUAGUAUGA